Molecule: messenger RNA, 2142 nt
Organism: Nannizzia gypsea CBS 118893
Lineage: Eukaryota; Fungi; Ascomycota; Eurotiomycetes; Onygenales; Arthrodermataceae
Product: digestive organ expansion factor
Exons: 5
Coding region: 1-2142 (713 amino acids)
Biological process (GO): maturation of SSU-rRNA from tricistronic rRNA transcript (SSU-rRNA, 5.8S rRNA, LSU-rRNA)
Cellular component (GO): nucleolus; small-subunit processome
Molecular function (GO): rRNA binding; U3 snoRNA binding
Source: RefSeq, a predicted model, not a curated record
AUGGCAGUCCACCAUAAAAGAGCUGGGAGCCACCGAGGCAGGGGAUCUAAAGCUGGUCGGAGUAGAGGGCGCAAGUUUGAGACCUCUAGGCUCAAGGACGUCAGCCAGGAUGAAUCGUCCGGAAAGGAGGAAAAUGAACAUGUUGAGCCGGAAGAGGAAAUGGAUGAUAGCGAAGCGUCCGAUGUGUCUUCGGAGAGUGACUUAGACGAACCACCAAAAGAGAACUCAUACAGCACGCUGCUGAAACUCCUAAAUAGCAAUGCAAAAUCGAGCGAACCAGCGCGCAAGAAACGGAAGAUAAAAGCCGAUGAACAAGAUACAACUCAGGUAGAGGUAUCCAUGCGUACGACAGAGGAUGUCAAACAGGUAGACGAAGUGGCCGACACAGAGGCAUCUGAGGAUGAGAAUAUGGACAAUGAAGGCUUACAUGAGGAGGAUGACGCCGAUGGCAUAGGGUCUGACGGAAAUCACGACAUGUUUGAGAUACACUUCGGAAACCCUGACGAGACCGAGCUAUCAAAGAGAAUUGAAAGUUGCUCUCGACAAUGGAAAUCUACAAAAGCAGAUCUUAUUGAUGGGCUGUAUUCUGUAGCGUCUAAGCCAGACGUGGGAGAUUCAUUAAGUACCAGUCUGCCUACAACACCCUCGCCCGCAGAUCUUAAGCUCAAACAAAACCUAGCAAAGGCUGCUGUAUCAUUCGACGGGCUUAAUAGCUGUCUCACUCCCUACAUAUUUGGAUACUACGACACCCUCUUUUGCUCUCGAACAACACAUAAUUCUGCUAAGCUGCGGGAUCUAUACUGUCUACAUGCUCUGAAUCAUGUUUUAAAAACAAGAGACCGUGUGAUUAAGAACAGUGCUAUCUUAUCAAGGGAAGACAGUGGUGACAUAGAACUCCGAGACCAGGGCUUCACGCGGCCGAAGGUCCUGAUAAUACUCCCAACUAGACAGGCAUGUGUUCGGGUUGUUGACUCUCUCACUAAGCUCUAUCCCAUGGAACAGCAAGAGAACAAGAAACGGUUCAUGGAUAGCUUUUCGGCCGCGGAUAGUGACGACUGGGGUCACAAGCCGGACGACUUUAAGGAGCUGUUUGGAGGUAAUGACGACGACAUGUUUCGGCUGGGCUUGAAGUUCACCCGGAAAUCCCUUAAAUUCUUUUCGCAGUUUUAUAGCUCUGAUAUCAUCAUCUCCAGCCCGCUUGGACUGCGUACUGCCAUAGAGAAGGAAGGGGGGAAGAAACUCGGGAAUGACUUUUUGUCUUCAAUCGAGAUGGUGAUUGUUGACCAUGCAGAUGCCCUCAUCAUGCAAAACUGGGACCAUGUCGAGUAUAUCUUCUCCAACCUCAAUCUCCAGCCAAAGGAGGCACAUGGCUGCGACUUUAGCAGAGUGAGGCAAUGGUACCUCGACGGCCACGGAAAGUUCGUCCGCCAAACAUUGGUUUUCUCAGCUUUCAACACCCCCGAGCUGAACGCACUGUACAACACACAAAUGCAGAAUGUCUUUGGCAAGGCAAAGAUCAUGCCCAAGUACGAGGGUGCCAUGUUGAAUCUCCGACUCCCUGUUUCCAUCAAACAAACCUUUUCCCGUUUUGAUUCGGCCUCACCGUUGAAGGACCCCGAAGCUCGAUUCCAGUACUUCACUCGAACUGUCCUUGCUAGCCUUGCUCGAGGCUGGAUAGAAUCAAGUUCUGGAAAGGGGAAAUCCGGUGGGACACUGAUAUUUAUCCCGUCGUACCUUGAUUUUGUCCGUGUUCGGAACCAUUUUGCCAAUUCUUCUCAGACGGAGAAUAUAUCCUUCGGGCUGAUAUCAGAGUAUACAUCUGUGCGUGACUCUUCAAGGGCUAGGAGUCACUUUAUGAAUGGAAGACAUUCAGUUCUCCUAUAUACGGAGCGAGCACAUCAUUUCCGCCGAUAUAAUAUCCGGGGCGUCACUAAUGUUGUGAUGUACGGGUUACCCGAUAACCCGAUAUUCUGGGGAGACCUGGUUGAGUAUUUGGGAUCUGCUGCUAGCGGUGCGGUUACACCUACGCUUAGGGUUCUUUUCUCAAAAUGGGAUGCUCUGAAGCUGGAGAGAGUAGUUGGAACUGCUAGGGUUCGAAGCAUGUUGCUGGAAAAGGGGGGGGAUACCUUUACCUUUGUAUAG